AAGUCACAAACUAGUAAGGAUUGCAGCUGAUGCUGUACCUGAGCUGCUAGAUCUCAUUAAACUAUUUUUUAUCGGCCUUUUCCAAAACGCUGCAGAGAAGCUUGGUUGGCAGCCUAAAGCUGGCGAGAGCCAUUUAGAUGCCAUGUUGAGAGGAGAGGUUUUGACUGCCCUUGCUGUAUUCGGACAUGAACCCACACUGACUGAAGCAAGUAGACGUUUUCAUGCAUUCUUAGAUGACAGAAAUACACCUCUCCUUCCUCCCGAUAUAAGAAAGGCGGCAUAUGUGGCUGUAAUGCUGACAGCCAAUGCAUCAAAUAGAUCGGAUAAUGAAUCUCUUCUGGGAGUAUAUAGAGAGAGUGAUUUGAGCCAGGAGAAAACACGCAUUUUAGGUUCCUUGGCAUCUUGUCCAGAUCCCACUAUAAUUUUGGAAGUUCUGAACUUUUUGCUUUCUUCUGAGGUCCGUAGCCAAGAUGCUGUUUUUGGACUUGCUGUUGGCAUAGAAGGACGUGAAGUAGCUUGGACGUGGCUGAAGGAUAACUGGGAGCACAUCUCAAAAACCUGGGGUUCUGGAUUUUUGAUUACUCGCUUUGUCAGCGCAAUCGUCUCACCGUUUGCUACAUUUGAGAAGGUCAAGGAUAUAGAGGAGUUCUUUGCGAGCCGUACUAAGCCCUCAAUAGCUAGAACCUUGAAGCAGAGCAUUGAGCGAGUGAACAUUAAUGCAAAGUGGGUUCAGAGCGUUCAGAGCGAGAGAGAUCUCGCCGGCGCUGUGACGGAGUUGGCACAUAGAAACUAUCUCUAGGUCGGAAAAUAAUAUGGAAUCAUAAAUAAGUAAUAAUGAAUGAGUUUCUGGUCUUUGAAUGGACCUGUAAUCAAGUGCUU
This is a messenger RNA of Morus notabilis, 879 nucleotides long. RefSeq names its product aminopeptidase M1-like. The record is from RefSeq and is a predicted model, not a curated record. The transcript has 7 exons. The coding region runs from base 143 to 799 and encodes 218 amino acids. NCBI's taxonomy places the organism in Eukaryota, Viridiplantae, Streptophyta, Magnoliopsida, Rosales, Moraceae. Gene Ontology annotation, biological process: proteolysis; peptide catabolic process. Gene Ontology annotation, molecular function: zinc ion binding; metalloaminopeptidase activity; peptide binding. Gene Ontology annotation, cellular component: cytoplasm.